CAGAACGAACGAACGAAUUGUAAAAAUGAAAGUUCAAAACAUUGCAGUGAUAUGUGAAUUGACGGUACAGUUUUUAAUUCUGCUGCAUACCUUUAGUUCAUCUUCACAUCAGGCAUCAGCAUCAAUGGAAAUACGACGGAUAAAAAAGGCGGACAACAAAAUAGUAGUGUACCUCCGACAGAAAAAACUACGGACAAUAAUUAGAUGUUGUGGAAAAUCCAGAUGUUCCUCUCCGAAUAAAAUUGCGAAAAAUACAACACUUACAAUAGUAAAAACUUUGGCAACAACUCCAACAGCAGAGGUGCCAUCAGAAACUGACCCAUCAGAAGCAAAAAUGAUAACUAAACACGAUCAAGCUACAAGUGAAGGAGACGCAACUGGAAACGGCGAAGUUGCCAGCGAAGGAGUAACCCCUUUUAAAGACAUGCCGACAGAAAUUAAUACACAACCAGCACCGAUAGAUACGGAAACAAAAACCGAAACUGUGGUGACCUCAACAGAAGCUCCAGCGCCAACUCAAGUUGAUUUCACGACGAUGACGACGUCCGCAUCCACGGAAGACACAACCUCUGCCACCUCAACAACAACCACGUUUACUUUAACAUCUGAAUCAACCACAACUAAGGAACCUUCCUUAACCACAACCACUUCACCUGAAACAACAACAACAGCAACCACUGCAGUUACGACAGGGGCAACAACAACAACCACUACUAGUACCACUACGGCACCAGCUUCAACAUCCACCAGCACGACUACUACAACUUUAACUACGACCACGACCCGGACGCUUACUUGUGCUGAUUUUCCUGCAUCGAGAUAUUUUUUUGGAUCGACAGUGUCCACCUACGCAGAUUCGAGGAAGGCAUGUCAAAGUAAAAGAAUGGAUCUGGCCGUUUUCGAGACUGAGUUAGAACGGACGUGCACCAUGCCUAAAGUGGACACUGCAUUCCAUGCUGGAGCGUGGAUUUGGAUCGGAAAGGAUAAUCUAGGCAGAGCAGACCAGAAGUAUGUGUGGAUAAACGGUGCAAAUGACACUUAUUCUUGGUGGGGCUUAUUACAGCCACAAGCUCCUACUGUAGAGCAAUGUGUUAUAAUAAUAUCGCAAACAGACGGAGGAAAGUGGUACGACUUAAGCUGCAACACGCUGCAAUCUUACGCAUGUGAGAGCAUAACUUAAAAUUAAACAGACAAUUUGCCCUCAUUGCAAAAUAAAAAAUAUAUAUAAAACAUGAACAAUUUGGAAUGUAUGAAACUAACCACGA
Cloeon dipterum is the source of this 1265-nucleotide messenger RNA. RefSeq lists its product as uncharacterized. The transcript is spliced from 9 exons. The record is from RefSeq and is a predicted model, not a curated record. The coding region runs from base 26 to 1180 and encodes 384 amino acids. Lineage: Eukaryota; Metazoa; Arthropoda; Insecta; Ephemeroptera; Baetidae.